UUCUUAGACCUCGAAGCUUGAACCGUCGUCGGAGGUGGGAUUCUGGGGUAGAGAUUGAGAACAAUGGGAAGCGCACCGGCACAGAUUCCGACGAGCUUCGGACACGAGCUAAGGGCUUGUCUCCGUUGCCGUCUUGUCAAGACUUACGAUCAGUUCAGAGAAUCUGGGUGCGAGAAUUGCCCUUUCUUCAAGAUGGAAGACGACCAUGAGCGUAUUGUGGAUUGCACCACACCUAACUUCAAUGGAAUAAUCUCGGUGAUGGAUCCAAGCAGAAGCUGGGCUGCAAGGUGGUUAAGAAUCGGGAAGUUUGUCCCAGGAUGCUACACACUUGCCGUCUCAGAAGCACUCUCAGAGGAUUUGCAGAUCCUAUGCCAAGAAGAGCGUGUGCAAUAUGUACCGCCAAAACGCAUAUGAAGAAGUAUCCGGUUAACCCGAAAUGGGUCAAACGUAUGAAAAGAAAUGGCAAGACGGUAUUGCUCUCUUCUGUAUCAGGAUCAUAUAUUUAGUGUUGUGUAUAUUAGACGCUUCAAUCUGCAAUGGAGCAAUGUUGACAUGACUGCAAGUUGUCAGCGUCAAUCUUGAGUUUUAGAACCCAUUAGAUGUCUUCUAUACACACAUAUAGGGGGCUGAAACAAGAAGUGAGUCACUACUGCUCUGCCCCUACUUAACAAAUCUAAUUAAAGCAGUAGAAUUUUUUAUUUA
Messenger RNA from Tarenaya hassleriana, 702 nucleotides. RefSeq names its product transcription elongation factor SPT4 homolog 1. Lineage: Eukaryota; Viridiplantae; Streptophyta; Magnoliopsida; Brassicales; Cleomaceae. The coding region runs from base 64 to 414 and encodes 116 amino acids. The record is from RefSeq and is a predicted model, not a curated record. Gene Ontology annotation, biological process: chromatin organization; regulation of transcription elongation by RNA polymerase II; mRNA processing. The transcript has 5 exons. Gene Ontology annotation, cellular component: nucleus; DSIF complex. Gene Ontology annotation, molecular function: RNA polymerase II complex binding; zinc ion binding.